Molecule: messenger RNA, 558 nt
Organism: Yamadazyma jaroonii
Lineage: Eukaryota; Fungi; Ascomycota; Pichiomycetes; Serinales; Debaryomycetaceae
Source: the annotation of a GenBank genome assembly
AUGGGUCAAACAUUUAGUUUUACUAAUAUAUUCGGUAAACUAUUCUAUACUCAAAAGGAAAUCCGUAUUUUGAUCUUAGGUCUAGAUGGUGCUGGUAAGACCACUAUCUUGUAUCGUCUUCAAAUGGGAGAAGUUGUUACAACCAAGCCAACUAUUGGAUUCAAUGUCGAAACUUUAAAGUAUAAAAAUUUAACAUUAAAUAUAUGGGAUCUUGGAGGCCAAACAUCAAUCAGACCUUAUUGGAGAUGUUAUUAUUCUAAUACAGCAGCUGUUAUAUUCGUGGUGGAUUCAACGGAUAAAGAUAGAAUUGAUAUUGCUAGCAAAGAAUUACAUUUAAUGUUAAAAGAAGAAGAAUUAUUAGAUAGUGCAUUAUUGGUAUUUGCUAAUAAACAAGAUCAACCUGGUGCUUUAACAGCAGCUGAAGUAUCUCAAGCUUUGAAUUUAACAGAAUUAAAAGAUAGAAGUUGGAGUAUAGUUGCAUCAAGUGCUAUUAAAGGUGAAGGUUUAACUGAAGGGUUAGAUUGGUUAAUGGACGUUAUAAAAGAUGAGCAAUUAUAA